Molecule: messenger RNA, 1489 nt
Organism: Tarenaya hassleriana
Lineage: Eukaryota; Viridiplantae; Streptophyta; Magnoliopsida; Brassicales; Cleomaceae
Product: PI-PLC X domain-containing protein At5g67130-like
Exons: 9
Coding region: 1-1308 (435 amino acids)
Biological process (GO): lipid metabolic process
Molecular function (GO): phosphoric diester hydrolase activity
Source: RefSeq, a predicted model, not a curated record
AUGUCGGCGUGCAUCAGCUGCUUCUGCUUGUGCAGAGCCACACCAGUCGUUCACCUAACGCUUCUUCUCCUUUCUCUCUGUUUCUCCAUUUCCUCAUCUUGCUCUAAUGGCAAUUGCCAGGCACUGGAUUCGUGUUCGACGGCCACCGACUGUGCCCCAGGUUUGUACUGCGGUAACUGCCCAGCCUCUGGGAAAACUCAACCAAUCUGCACAAGAGGCCAAGCCACCAUUCCUACUUCUGUUAUCAAUGGAUUGCCUUUCAACAAGUAUACUUGGCUGGUGACACACAAUUCCUUCAGCAUCGUAGAUGCUCCACCUUUGCCAGGCUCCCAAAGGCUCACAUUUUACAAUCAAGAAGACAGUGUUACGAAUCAGCUGAGAAAUGGAGUUAGAGGCCUAAUGCUGGAUAUGUAUGACUUCAACAACGAUAUCUGGCUCUGCCAUUCAUUUCGGGGGCAAUGUUUCAACUUUACUGCCUUUCAACCUGCAAUUGACACACUGAAGGAAGUGGAGGCAUUCCUGAGUCAGAACCCUACAGAGAUCGUUACCAUCAUAAUUGAGGAUUAUGUUCGAACCCCUAAAGGUCUAUCAACUCUGUUUGCUAAUGCUGGUUUGGACAAAUACUGGUUUCCCGUCUCGAAAAUGCCCAAAAAGGGUGAAGAUUGGCCCACUGUGACUGAGAUGGUGCAAGAGAAUCACAGGCUCCUGGUUUUCACUUCUGUUGCCGCAAAAGAAGAAGAAGAAGGAGUAGCAUAUCAAUGGAGAUACAUGGUUGAAAAUGAAUCUGGGGAUCCCGGAGUUAAACAUGGUUCUUGUCCCAACAGGAAGGAGUCAAAGCCUUUGACAUCCAAGAGUUCAUCAUCACUUUUCCUGAUGAAUUACUUCCCCACUUAUCCGGUUGAGCGAGAUGCUUGUAAGGAGCACUCAGCUCCGCUCGCUGAGAUGGUCGGAACCUGUCUGAAGGCAGCUGGGAAUAGAAUGCCAAACUUUCUAGCCGUUAACUUCUACAUGAGAAGUGAUGGUGGGGGUGUUUUUGAGGUUUUGGAUAGAAUGAAUGGGCCGGUAUUAUGUGGAUGUAGCACAAUUUCUGCUUGCCAGCCUGGAGCAGCGUUUGGUUCUUGCAGAAAUGUUGCUCUCCCGACCAGAAGUCCAGCAACUGUCGGCUCAUCCGGAAGCUUCACCGGGUCAGUCCAGUUCUCAAAAUCCCAAUCACAUAUCCAUUCUCCAAGUGGCAUUAUCCUCUCCUUGCCAUGGCUCCCAUUGAUGAUAUCUAUGGUGCUAUGCCACAAAUUGUCUGCAAUUCUUUAGGUUAGAAUGUUAGUCACUUCCACUUGGAGAUAUUAUGCUUGGGGUUGAUUUAUGGGUUUCCGGUUUUAAAGUUUCUACCUUUGGGCUCAUUCCUCCAGUAUUUGGCAAAAGAUGCAGCCAUUUCCUUCUUCAUAAGUUGUUUGAGUGUUUUCAAAUAUGAAUUCGCUCCUUUUGUGGCUUA